This is a messenger RNA of Dujonia railenensis, 618 nucleotides long. The record is from the annotation of a GenBank genome assembly. Lineage: Eukaryota; Fungi; Ascomycota; Pichiomycetes; Serinales; Debaryomycetaceae.
AUGGAUGAAUUUUAUUUAAAUAAUGCCAAUCUGCUCGUCAUGAAACAAUUGGAUUACUUAGCUCAUGCAGCCAACCACUUAAGCGACGACAAUUUAUUUCAAUCAUUGGAAACUUUUACAGACAAUAACAACAACGACAACGACGAAGACUGCGAAGUGCCCCAGAGAUCUGCCGCACGCCUAAACAACAGAGAAGUCAUGAUUUACAGAGAAAGACUUGCACAGCAAAUGUCUUCCGCAAGAAAGCGGGUUGUGACAACUGGUCCAAGACAUAGAAGAGGUUACUCUACAGAUGAUAAUAGCUCCUUGACUGAACUGUCUACAUUUUCAGACGAUCAGCAGAGUGUCUCAUCAGAUUCUGCCUGUUCUUCUCCUUCCACUUCACCACAUUUAGCAAUGUCAAAGAAAAACCCCAUAAAUACUUCGUUUACUGGAGUGAGGUUAUUCGAUGACUAUUGCAAUCUUGAUCCACUCGAUGAAGAUGACGACGAUGAUGUGUCAUUUUUUGAAGAAAUCGGAGAAGCUUGCUUAUGCAGAAUAGACGCCGUUGUACUGGUUUCCAGUAUACACGACAGUAACAGUGAUUCAAGUAGACCAAUACUGUACAUCAAAGUGUGA